AUGUUCCUCGUCGGUUUGCUGAUCGCUGGAGCCGUGUUCUUUUUCCUGCUACGCCGUCAGAAGCAGAGAAGAUACAAUCCCACACCAAAUCAUCUACCACCUUCCGCUCACAACUAUGGCGCUGCUGGGCAAGUGGAGAAAGGCCCGACUGUCGCUACCAGCGCUUAUGCUUCAAACAUCGACGAUAUGCUACCUCAGCCUGUAGCAGAUGAUACCAUCACAGAUGCAGCCUUGAAGAUACGGGACAGCAUCAAGAACCACGUUCGAGAGUUUUACCAUGUUUCUCCCGUUCCGGCAGGCAGUAUCAACCAGGCAAAUAUGAAAGAGCUGGCGAUCGCAACUGGCACAAGCUCUUCCGUACUUGCAAGUAUGCUCUCGAAUAUCUCAACCCGAGCCGAAACGCUUCGCCUCAUUGUAGCCUGGAGUGUGCUCUCGAGAUGCACCGGAGAACGCGUUGAGAGCUUGCUUCCGGGAGAGCUUGCACCUCUCGCUUCAGCCGUUCCUGGAAAGGACGGCAAGAAUGCCGCCCAAUCAGCCAUGUACAGCAAAUGGAAGACCAUAACCGGUGCUCUCCUGCAUGGUCGAGUUGGUCAGGACACGCAAGACCGACUCCGCAGAUUCGCCAGUGCGGCUACAGACCUGGACGCCAUCGUGGCGCCCUUCGUGCAGCGUGGCUUGGAAACUCAGCGCAGCAAAAAUUUGGACAUGAUUCUUGCGCGGUCGGCAAACUUCGCGUUUCUGCUGUUUGAACAGCCCGGAGUCUUCCGUUUCGGGUUUUCUAGCGAACAUGGGGGGUUGACAAUGUUCCCAGCAUUGCUACAGAUAAUCGGAGACCAGGGGCAGGUGCUGGUGCCGUCACGCGUGUUGCUGGAAAAGGAGAUUGCGGCAUGA
Messenger RNA from Alternaria viburni, 891 nucleotides. RefSeq lists its product as uncharacterized. The record is from RefSeq and is a predicted model, not a curated record. The transcript has 2 exons. Lineage: Eukaryota; Fungi; Ascomycota; Dothideomycetes; Pleosporales; Pleosporaceae. Bases 1 to 891 code for a protein of 296 amino acids.